AUGGCAUUAGUGGAUGGAGAUGAUGACGGUACAGGAAACCCUUUUAUAAGUCGAAGAAGAGUAAUGAGAGACAGUGGACUACAUUGGAUUGACUUGGAGCUACUAUUGGACGUGUGUCUUGCUGCCUCGUUACUCAUUUGUGUCGUCGUGUGGACAAUUUUGUAUCCAUACGCUGUCAAGACGGGACAUCCUGAGAAAAUCUUGAAUGGAGUGAGCUAUUGUCAACAUGGAGUUAAUGUACUGCUGCUACAGCUUGACUUUCUUGCUACGAGGCACUUGGUGUCAAAAGAUGCUUUACCACUGAUUAUGGGCUGGCCUUCCGUGUAUGCAGUCUUUGCAUGGAUUGUACAUGGAACCGUGGCGAAAGGAUUUUGGCCGUACCCGUUCCUUGAGGUGAAUACCCCAUGGGCUCCGUUAUGGUAUGGCGGAUUGCUGGCUGCACAUAUCAUGGCAUUGAUACUGGUCAUGCUGCUAUCGAAGGUAAAGCAGAAGAAGCAGCGAGCAGUGACAUUAACAGACCAAGUCGAGAUUUGA
Molecule: messenger RNA, 534 nt
Organism: Peronospora farinosa
Lineage: Eukaryota; Oomycota; Peronosporomycetes; Peronosporales; Peronosporaceae
Source: the annotation of a GenBank genome assembly